This is a messenger RNA of Fraxinus pennsylvanica, 906 nucleotides long. Lineage: Eukaryota; Viridiplantae; Streptophyta; Magnoliopsida; Lamiales; Oleaceae. The record is from the annotation of a GenBank genome assembly.
AUGGAGAAAAACAGUGCUCGUCUUACAUUGUACAUUCGAGGUCUCUGUGUGUGUAUUGCAGCCAUAUCCCUUGUACAUUGUGAUGCGAGAAAAUCAGCUCACUCAUUUAGAACUCAAAAACAUUCAAGAAGUUGGAGCAUCAAAUUUACUAGAAAAAUGCACGAUUUGAAGCGGUUUGACACGGACAAAAGACACUCUUUUUUGGAUCCCAUUUUGAAGCAACUUGUUAUGCCAUUGGAUUCAUCAAAUAGUAAUCCUUAUAUUAGUUCACCAUCCUCUAUGCCACCCUAUGACUCCCUUGCUCCCAUUCCCUUGCCUGAUAAUAGCCCCCCAUCUACCCCACUGCCCCCUUCUACAAUCCCAAGCCCAACAGGUGGCUACACCCCAUUACCCCCUCCAGCCUCUUCUGGGCCAACAUUGCCCGGCCCAAACCCACCAACUACUGUUCCUAGCCCACCUAGUCUUGUCCCAAAUCCACCUGAUUAUGUACCAAGCCCAUCAUAUAAUGUUCCUACUCCAACUCAACCUGCGCUUAGCCCGCCUUCCGGCGGAUACAUUCCGAGCCCACACAUUUUCUUCCCGCCCAUUGUUUAUCCACCACCCACGGUGCCACCGCCGCCUCACACCUCCUCCACGACACUUUGGUGUGUGGCGAAGCCAUCGGUACCCGACCCGAUCAUCCAAGAGGCAAUGAACUAUGCAUGCGGGUCUGGAGCCGAUUGCGAUCAAAUUCAGCCUAGUGGACCAUGUUUUCAGCCUAACACUCUAUUCGCACAUGCUUCAUACGCAUUCAACAGCUUUUGGCAGAGAACUAAGGUGGCUGGAGGCACGUGUGAAUUCGGAGGAACGUCUAUUCUUGUUUCCAUAGAUCCAAGUUACGAUGAGUGCCAUUUCAUCUACUUCUGA